Molecule: messenger RNA, 1302 nt
Organism: Striga hermonthica
Lineage: Eukaryota; Viridiplantae; Streptophyta; Magnoliopsida; Lamiales; Orobanchaceae
Source: the annotation of a GenBank genome assembly
AUGAGAGAAGAGUCAUCCGGUUUGAUAGUUGGGAUCUCGGUUGGAGUUGUGAUUGGAGUAACUUUGGCUAUAGUUGCAUUUUUCUGCUUUAGAUAUCAUAGGAAGCAUUUGCGUUCCCAGAUAGGAAAUAGCAGUUCAAGAAGGGCAGCAACCAUCCCUAUUCGUGCAAAUGGAGUCGAUUCCUGCUCGGUGUUGUCGGACUCGUCGAUCGGGACCGAUUCGCCGAGGUCGAGCGUACAUAAGGGCUUCUCUUUCUGGCGCAAGGGAUCUAAGAAGGCGAAUGUGAUUUCUGCAUCUGGGAUACUCGAGUACCCCUACAAGGACCUGCAGAAAGCAACUCACAAUUUUACCACACUAAUAGGUCAAGGGGCUUAUGGUUCUGUAUACAAAGCUCAGAUGUCAACAGGUGAGACUGUCGCUGUUAAAGUGCUUGCUACAGACUCUAAGCAAGGGGAGAGAGAGUUCCACACCGAGGUUAUGUUACUUGGAAGGUUACAUCACAGACACCUUGUGAAUUUGGUUGGAUAUUGUGCAGAGAAGCACCAGCAUAUUCUUAUUUACGUGUACAUGAGUAGAGGAAGCUUAGCUUCUCAUCUAUAUAAUGAGAAACUUGAACCACUGAAUUGGGAAUUAAGGAUCCAAAUCGUGCUCGAUGUCGCCAGGGGCUUGGAGUACCUUCAUGAUGGUGCAGUCCCUCCUGUGGUACACCGUGACAUCAAAUCAUCCAACAUCUUAUUGGAUGAUUCCAUGAGAGCUCGGGUGGCUGACUUUGGGCUUUCAAGGGAGGAGAUGGUCAGCAAGCAGGUCUCCAAUAUUCGUGGAACUUUUGGCUACCUCGACCCUGAAUACAUAUCAACACGUUCAUUCACGAAGAAGAGUGACGUUUACAGCUAUGGUGUGUUGCUGUUUGAGCUUAUUGCGGGAAGGAAUCCUCUCCAAGGGCUUAUGGAGUACGUUGAGCUAGCAGCUAUGAACACAGAUGGUAAAGUCGGAUGGGAAGAAAUAUGUGACCCCCGUCUUGAGGGUAACUUUAACGUUGAAGAAUUUAACGAGGUCGCUGCUCUUGCACACAAGUGCGUAAACCGACUACCAAGGAGAAGACCAUCAAUGAGGGACAUUGUUCAAGUGCUCUCAAGAAUUCUCUCGCACAGACAUAAAAGGAGGCCUCACAAGGAAGACUCUACGACUCCUAGAGCUGAUGAGGUCAUUAUCAAUAUGGGACAGUUGGAACAUCGGAGUUCGUUUUCUGAACACAGACGAGUGGAAUCGGUGGACAGCAUGGCUGAUUCUGUUGAUAUUUGA